AUGACUUUGAUCCGUAAUAUAUUUUCUUUUAGUAUUAUUCAAAUGUCUCAUAUUCAGGUAUCGAAGCGCAAAAGAAGGAGCACGACGAGGGAUGUUGAAAUGGAGGAAUGUGGUAGCGCAGGGGCAACAGAGGAACUUGGGAACAGUGAAGAAGCCUCCCCACGACGAACUAAAAGGUCAAAAGGAGAGAAGGGUGAAAUGCGUAAGAUUCCUGUACCGAAGCAUCGUUACACUCCGCUGAAAGAUAACUGGGUCAACAUAUUCACACCGAUUGUCAAGAAUUUAGGACUGCAAAUAAGGUUCAAUAUGAAAACGAGAAACGUCGAAAUAAGAAAUCCCGAGAAUAAAGAAGAUACUACGGAUCUACAGAAGGCAGCUGAUUUUGUACGUGCUUUUGUGCUAGGAUUCGAUGUUGCUGAUGCUUUAGCGCUGAUUCGACUUGAUCAUCUAUUCCUAGAGACAUUUGAGGUGGCUGAUGUGAAGUCAUCAUUGAAAGGCGAUAAUCUGAGUCGAGCCGUGGGCAGAAUAGCAGGGAAAGAUGGAAGAACGAAACUUGUUAUAGAAAACGUUACGAAAACCAGGAUAGUGCUGGCCGACACAAAAAUCCAUUUGUUAGGAGCGUUUCAAAAUCUGAAACUUGCACGAAAUGCCAUAUCCAGUCUUAUUUUGGGGGCGCCGCCAUCAAAAGUCUAUGGGAAUCUGCGUAAUUUGGCGUCCCGUUCCAGUGAACGGCUAUAA
Molecule: messenger RNA, 738 nt
Organism: Cooperia oncophora
Lineage: Eukaryota; Metazoa; Nematoda; Chromadorea; Rhabditida; Trichostrongylidae
Source: the annotation of a GenBank genome assembly